AUGUUAGAAAUGCAGCGGAGCUGCAGCGAGCCGGAGCCGUGCGAGCCCUCCGACGUCCCGCCGGCGUCGCUGGCGCACUCGCCGCCGACGCGCGGCCCUCCGGCGUCGCAGCCGCAGCUGCCGCCGCCGCCGCCGGAGCCGCAGCCGGAGCCGGUGGUGCCCGUGCUGGACGAGCGACUGGGCUGCUUUCAGCUGGGGCCGCCAGCCGGGCCGCAGGAGCUCUUCACGCUCACGGUCAUCGUGGUGCACGCCCGCAACCUGGAGCUGCUGAUCCCACCCGAGGUGGACCUGCCGACCGGCACCGGCUUCAGCUUCUACUACAGCCUGCUGGGCUGCGACAUCGUCACUGACACCUUCAACAACAUUGUGCAGCCGCGGUUUCUGGCGGAACGGGCGGUGACGCGUGUACGGGCGCGGCUGCCCGUGCUGCGCCGCUACCUGCAGCAGCUGGGCUCGAUCGACGUCCACCUCUGCUGCGGCGACCUCAGUCUGGGCAGCGCGUCAGUGCCGCUGGCUCCUUGGCAAUAA
Messenger RNA from Pollicipes pollicipes, 528 nucleotides. Its product is annotated as centrosomal protein of 120 kDa. The coding region runs from base 1 to 528 and encodes 175 amino acids. The record is from RefSeq and is a predicted model, not a curated record. NCBI's taxonomy places the organism in Eukaryota, Metazoa, Arthropoda, Thecostraca, Pollicipedomorpha, Pollicipedidae. The transcript has 6 exons.